Miscanthus lutarioriparius is the source of this 2481-nucleotide messenger RNA. NCBI's taxonomy places the organism in Eukaryota, Viridiplantae, Streptophyta, Magnoliopsida, Poales, Poaceae. The record is from the annotation of a GenBank genome assembly.
AUGGCGUCGUUCGCUGUGUCCGGCGCGGGCGCGAGGCUCGGGGUCGUGCGGCCCGGCGGCUCGGCGCGAUCUGGCGGGGAGCGGAGGAGUGGGGUGGACUUGCCGUCGGUGCUCUUCAGGAGGAAGGACGCCUUCUCUCGUACCGUUGUGAGCUGCGCUGGUGCUCCUGGAAAGGUGCUGGUGCCUGGAGGUGGCAGUGAUGACUUGCUUUCCUCCGCGGAACCUGUCGUGGACACUCCAGAGCAGCAUGAAGAACUACAGGUACCUGACGCAGAACUGGUUGUGGAGGAGAAGGCAUACUCAUCAGCAGCUAAAGCAACCUCAGCAGCGGCUGAAGCAAGCUCCGAAGUUGAGGCAGCCAUCAAAGCCAAAGCACCACUCGUGGAGGAGAAACCACGAGUUAUCUCCCCACCAGGAGAUGGUCAGCGAAUAUAUGAGAUUGACCCAAUGCUGGAAGGGUUUCGGGGCCACCUUGACUACCGAUACAGUGAAUAUAAGAGAAUGCGUGCGGCUAUUGAUCAACAUGAAGGUGGUUUGGAUGCAUUUUCACGCGGGUACGAAAAGCUUGGAUUUACUCGCAGCGCUGAAGGUAUCACUUACAGAGAAUGGGCUCCUGGAGCAUACUCUGCAGCAUUAGUAGGUGACUUCAACAACUGGAAUCCAAAUGCUGAUGCUAUGACCAGAAAUGAGUAUGGCGUUUGGGAGAUUUUCCUGCCUAAUAAUGCUGAUGGUUCCCCUGCUAUUCCUCAUGGCUCACGUGUAAAGAUACGGAUGGAUACACCAUCUGGUGUGAAGGAUUCCAUUCCUGCGUGGAUCAAGUUUUCUGUGCAGGCUCCAGGUGAAAUACCAUACAAUGGUAUAUAUUAUGAUCCACCUGAAGAGGAGAAAUAUGUAUUCAAACACCCUCAACCUAAGCGGCCAAAGUCACUGCGGAUAUACGAAUCACAUGUUGGAAUGAGUAGCCCGGAACCAAAGAUAAAUACGUAUGCUAACUUCAGAGAUGAGGUGCUGCCAAGAAUUAAAAGGCUUGGAUACAAUGCAGUACAGAUAAUGGCAAUCCAGGAACACUCUUAUUAUGCAAGCUUUGGGUACCAUGUUACAAAUUUUUUUGCACCAAGUAGCCGUUUUGGGACUCCAGACGACCUAAAAUCUCUGAUUGACAAAGCUCAUGAGCUUGGCUUGCUAGUGCUCAUGGAUAUUGUUCAUAGUCAUGCAUCAAAUAAUACCUUGGACGGUUUGAAUGGUUUCGAUGGCACUGAUACACAUUACUUCCAUGGUGGUCCACGGGGCCAUCAUUGGAUGUGGGAUUCUCGCCUAUUCAAUUAUGGGAGUUGGGAAGUUUUGAGAUAUCUGCUGUCAAAUGCAAGAUGGUGGCUUGAAGAAUAUAAGUUUGAUGGGUUUCGAUUUGAUGGGGUGACCUCCAUGAUGUAUACUCACCAUGGAUUACAAGUGGCAUUCACUGGGAACUAUGGUGAGUAUUUUGGAUUUGCCACUGAUGUUGAUGCAGUAGUUUACCUAAUGCUGGUAAACGAUCUUAUUCAUGGGCUUUAUCCAGAAGCUGUUUCCAUUGGUGAAGAUGUCAGCGGAAUGCCUACGUUUUGUAUUCCUGUCCAAGAUGGUGGUGUUGGUUUUGAUUAUCGCCUUCAUAUGGCUGUCCCAGACAAAUGGAUUGAACUUCUGAAGCAAAGUGAUGAAUAUUGGAAAAUGGAUGAUAUCGUGCACACCUUAACAAAUAGAAGGUGGCUAGAAAAGUGUGUCACUUAUUGUGAAAGUCAUGAUCAAGCUCUAGUUGGUGACAAGACAAUUGCAUUCUGGUUGAUGGAUAAGGAUAUGUAUGAUUUCAUGGCUCUGGACAGGCCUUCAACACCUCAAAUCGAUCGUGGGAUAGCAUUACAUAAAAUGAUUAGGCUUGUCACAAUGGGUUUAGGAGGUGAAGGCUAUCUAAAUUUCAUGGGAAAUGAGUUUGGGCAUCCCGAAUGGAUAGAUUUUCCAAGAGGUCCUCAAAGUCUUCCAAAUGGCUCUGUCAUUCCUGGGAAUAACUAUAGCUUUGAUAAAUGCCGUCGUAGAUUUGACCUUGGAGAUGCAGAUUAUCUUAGAUAUCGUGGUAUGCAAGAGUUUGAUCAGGCAAUGCAACACCUUGAGGGAAAAUAUGAAUUCAUGACAUCUGAUCACUCAUAUGUAUCACGGAAACAUGAGGAGGAUAAGGUGAUCAUCUUCGAGAGAGGAGAUUUGGUCUUUGUGUUCAACUUCCACUGGAGCAAUAGCUAUUUUGACUAUCGUGUUGGUUGUUUCAAGCCUGGGAAGUACAAGAUCGUGUUAGAUUCUGACGAUGGCCUUUUCUUUGGAUUUAGUCGGCUUGAUCAUGAUGCUGAGUACUUCACUGCUGACUGGCCGCAUGACAACAGGCCGUGUUCUUUCUCGGUCUAUGCACCCAGCAGAACAGCCGUCGUAUAUGCACCUGCAGGUGCAGAGGACGAAUAG